This is a messenger RNA of Paramecium sonneborni, 2334 nucleotides long. The record is from the annotation of a GenBank genome assembly. NCBI's taxonomy places the organism in Eukaryota, Ciliophora, Oligohymenophorea, Peniculida, Parameciidae.
AUGAUGUCCUAAUCACCAUCAUAAUUAUAUCCCAAUUUAAAGAACAUCCUUAUUAAUCAUGAAAAUAACAUUGUUAAAAAGAUUUAAGUAAAUUCUGCCAUCGAGUACAAUUGUUAAAAAGAAUUAAUAAAUUUGCAAAAUGAUUAUGCAAAAAAGUAUCCAAAUAAGGUUUUAGGCAUAAAAAAUAUUUCAGAAUCUCUAAAAGAUAAACUAAUAAUUGUAACUUAUGAUUGUGAUUAAAAAUCUAUUCCUCUCUCAAAAAGAAUAAAAUAUUCUACAUCAAGAUAAAAGUUUAGGCUCUUUAAAAAGCUAUUAGAAAUUCUAUUUUUUUUAAAACAUAACAAUAUUUUGCAUAGAAAUCUAAAACCAAACAAUAUCAUUAUGUAUAAUGAAAAUUUAUAUUUGACUGAUUUUGGGUAUUAAAAAAAUAAUCCAUAUAUUGAUAUCGUUAAUUUCAUCGAUAAAAAAAGUGAUUAUUAGCAUACAAGAAAUUUAUAUCCAUAUCUCUCUCAAGAAUUAGUAAAUUUAAUUAAUAAUAAUGUAACUUCAGGCCAUAUACUUUAAAAUCUCAAGGUAAGAGAUGAAUCCUCUGUAAAACUGUAAGAUUAAUAUGCAAUUGGAGUCAUGAUGUUGGAGAUUUUUAGCCCAUUUGAAGGCAAGGAGAAUUUGCAGAAAAUCGAGGUUUGUAAAAAGUUGCUCGAGAACAGAAAUGAUUAAAUUAAAAAAAUAGCCUUAGACCCAGACUUUCCAAAAGAAGGAGUAGUAUUCAUAAAAUAAACAAUUUCUGAUAUAUUAGAAAAUAAAUAAUUGAGUGAAAGGGAACUUGAAAAGCAAUUUAAUUAAAUCGAAUCACUAAUAACCGAUUAUUAAAUCAAUAAAUAGGAAUUAAUGAUUUAAGAUAAUUCUAUAAAAGUUGAUGAAAUUCUUAAUAAAUUAAUUGUUGAAUUUGAUUUAAACCUCUUAUACUAUUUUAGUUAGUAAUAACUUAAUAACAUAGAUAAAAAUGAAUAAUUCUAAUAAAAUGAAAAACUGAAAAAAGAAAUUAGUAGAUUAAUAAAUUUAUAUGAAUAUAUACAAAAUUUAAAUAAAAUAGAAUAAAGCUAGAUUGAAUAUUUUACAGGAUUGAAAAAAGAAGAUUUAUUUAUUAGUUUAGUUCAUUUAGAUCAAAAUAUAGAAAAUUUAAUAAAAGACAAUAAUUAGGAAGAAUUAAUAAAGAAAAUAGAAAUAAAAUAAAAACUAAUGAAAUUUUACAAACAAAUUAAUAAUACAGAUAAAAGUGAAUUUCUCUUCAAUAAUAUUGUAGAAUCAAAAACAGAUGAGUAAGAAUAAAUAAAAGUUGAGAUUAAACCAGACAUAAUAGCAACAUAAUAAAUUAGUGAAGAAUUAUAUUAAGUUGUAGUUUUUAUUGAUGAAUAAAAUUAACCUGAUUAAUAAAAUUACAUUGUAGAAUAAACUUAACCUGUAAAAUAAAAUUUAUUUGUAAAAUAACCUUAACAAAAUUAAGAUCCCAUUAUUGAAUUGAAUCCUUAAGAUGAUAAUAAUGUUUUAACGAAGAUAUGUGCUUAUAAAUUAUCUUCAAAUUAAUAAGAUUUUUAAUUAGAUCUUUAAAAGAAAAUCGAAGAGAAUUUCGACGAUUAAAAUUUAAAAUAAUUUUUUAUCAUAAUUAAAUUGUACAGUUCUAAUCAUUCAUAAAACAAAAAAGAUUUAUAUAUAUAUAAAAAUAAAAAUAUUUCAGAGCUUAUUUAUAUUGGAGAAAUCUAAAAAGGAAUUUUUUGCGGAGAAAUAAUGAAAAUAGCUGGUAAUAUAAUUUUUCAUUAUAUAAAUGUUGAUAAGGAUUUUAAUGGUUUGAAUAUUUAAGGUCAAAAAUCAUUAAUUUAUUAAUACUAAUCUGUUAGCAAUCCAGAAAAAUUCAAGAAAAUAAAAUACUAUAUAGGUACUAUUGAAAAAGGUGAAUAUCGAAUAGGAGAAGAAUUAGAUUAUAAAAAUAAUAUGCUCUCUAAGGGAUCUUGGAAAAAUAACCAAUUUAAUGGGCAAGGGUCUAAAUAAUUAUUUAAUACUGAAAAUUUAUAAUAGGGUGAACCUUAUAAAUGGGAAGGAAAUUUCGAAAACAACAUUUUAAGUGGUUAAGGAAUAAAAACACAUUUAUAUUUUCAUGAUCAAUAAGUGAAAGCUUAUUCAGAGGGACAAUACCAAAAUGGUAAGAGGGUAGGAAAGCAUAUUUACUAUAGAUUAUAAAGAAAUACAUAAGAUCAACUUUAAGCAAUCAUUUACAAAAAAGUUUGGUUUUAUAAUGUAUGUGAUAAUGAAAAUUGUAUUGAUAUAGGUUGUUUUUGA